CAGCAUGAUUUUUCCUAUUUAAUGCUUACAAGCUGUUAUGGUCCUCAUAAGGUACAAUCUUCCAGUAGACGAACAGGAACAAUUUGUUCCAACUGUCACACCGCAACGACCACUCUGUGGCGGCGCAAUAACAAUGGGGAACCCGUUUGUAAUGCCUGUGGACUCUACUUCAAACUACACAGUGUAAGUUGGUGUUUUGGAUAG
Molecule: messenger RNA, 204 nt
Organism: Hydatigera taeniaeformis
Lineage: Eukaryota; Metazoa; Platyhelminthes; Cestoda; Cyclophyllidea; Taeniidae
Source: the annotation of a GenBank genome assembly